AUGAACCUAGACGCUACUACGAGUAACGAUUUGGCCGCGGGGCUCGGCGAUGCAUUAGGCCUCGAACUCGAUCCCGAAAGUCGACUACCGUUCGGUUUUACAACAGCGGAUGCGGAGUCGAUAUCGGGCUUACUUGCACACGGGCAAAGGUCGACCAAAAGCUUCAUUGCGAAGAGUGCCAAGUUGACGACCAAGGGAGAUCGAAUCAACGGCAUCACAAUUUGGUCGCCGUCGGGGCGAGUCAAAACACACGACCGGGCAUACACCUUCCCCGUUGCCGUUCUGGCGAACAAUGACAGGACCGUCAAGAUUGUCGGCCUCCAUUCCUCGGAGGACAACGACAAGAUCGAACCCCUAGCAACGAUUCGGUAUCCCGACUACGUCAAUCGAGCAGUCAUCUCGCCCGAUGGGAACAUUUUGGUUGCUGUGCUCGACGAUCCCUACAUGUACGUGCACGUACGGGCUGAAGAUGGGUACUCGUGGGAGCUGAAGCACAGAAUAAUGCUCAAGAGCCAAAAGAAGGAUGACGAGACCCCCAUGAACGGAACGUUUGCCGCUUGCUUCUCUCCAUCAGGGGCCUACCUAGCGGUCGGCACGCAACACGGAUGUGUUUCCGUCUUCGAUGCUCAGGACCUCCUCGAAUGGGGUAGCGAUGCCGUACUAAAAACUUUCGAGUCGUCCAGGCCCUGGACCGGCCACGGUGCUAUUCGUGAUAUGGCGUUCUGCCCCGGACCGUACGAUCUUCUAGCUUGGUCCGAGGAUCGUGGUCGAGUUGGCCUGGCAGAUCUCAGGAGUAAUUGUGCAAUCCGCCAGAUUGUCGAUAUCAAUAAUCAAGCAGAUUUUGAGCAGAUCAACGUUUUGGAUCGCAACACAGUCGACCCUAGACUACUGGACCGCCGAGGCGAGCAGCGCGGUUCAGCUUUAACCUCGUCGCUGGGCCACCUCUUUUGGUCUGACAACCUCAGACGGAACGAAUCGGGGGAAGACCUAGUGGACUACCGAAACUAUCCGCUGACGCCGAGCGAUACUGAAGUUCUCGAAUCCGUACAGAACGAACGCCGGAGACGGGAGUGGGCUAGGGACAGGGCUUCUCAGGCACGUGUGGAGCCCAUGGCAGCCAGAGUACGUGACCUCGCAUCGACACUUCGAUACUCUGGAGGUCCGCGGCAUGAGGACCUAACACCCCGGGAAGCUGGCACGCUCAACCCUAGCAUCAAUCGGGUGGCAGAUCUCCUAGGGAACUUUCGCGAACAGCGAGCAAACGUCCGUGUACGAACUACGGGUCGUUUGUACCGCGAUGUAGCUCGUGACAGCGGCACAUCCUCCUCCAACUUGGGACAGCUACCACCGUCGACUCAGUGGGAACGGCCAAGAGUGGAGCGCUUAGAUCCAGGGAAUUCAGUACGAGGCCAGGAGCCAUCUUGGAUGGGCGUGCUCGAUCAGGUCAAUGCACGUCAGCGAGAGCGAGGCCCGAAUGACGAUGGCCCGGACCCUGUGGACAUGUUGCGUGCUAUCAUUCAGCAGCGCGAAGACAAUCCCACCCGCGAGACACCAGACAUGAGUGUGCAGGACGGGCCGCCCUGCGAUGACCAUACCGCAGGCCUGGCCUGGAGCGCGGAUGGACGUAAAUUGUGA
Molecule: messenger RNA, 1635 nt
Organism: Emericellopsis cladophorae
Lineage: Eukaryota; Fungi; Ascomycota; Sordariomycetes; Hypocreales; Bionectriaceae
Exons: 1
Coding region: 1-1635 (544 amino acids)
Molecular function (GO): protein binding
Source: RefSeq, a predicted model, not a curated record